Messenger RNA from Varroa destructor (honeybee mite), 2192 nucleotides. RefSeq lists its product as uncharacterized. NCBI's taxonomy places the organism in Eukaryota, Metazoa, Arthropoda, Arachnida, Mesostigmata, Varroidae. The record is from RefSeq and is a predicted model, not a curated record.
UGGAUUUUUUAGCGCCAUUAUUUACAAAUACACUUUAAACUAUCACAUAUUUAGCUGUUCACUUAUUUGCAAUAUUAUCGCUAUUAUGUGAAUAGCUGGUGAUUCAUUUACCUUUGUUUAAGCUCUGUGUCAAUUCUUUACGAAGCCGCUUCUGAAAUCGCUGAUUAACGUAUGAUCCUUCAAACACACAGACUCGAUCGUCUGCUGUUUAUAGUCAGCACAUUAUAACUAGCCAUAUAAUAAAAGUUUCUGAGCAUGACGAAAAGGAAGUGAUACUGCAAGAUUCUAGUAGGUGUCAAAUUGUAUGAGAUGGAAAACUUCGGCGUCAUGAACUUAAGGUAAUAUUUUUCUGGCGUUAAAGAAACUGUGUCUACAAUUUCCGGGCAUCGUGUCACUUAUACAUUGUGUAUAUAUAUAUAUAUAUAUAAUAACUCAUUCCCUGACUCGUUAUAAUCUAACUAAUUUAUAAUUAUAAGCCGAUGAACUAACUAAUUUUGUAUUUUCAUCAGAAAAAAUUGACCGAUGCCGUUUACAUUGAAGAUGGGAAAGCGUCACUAGACCACAGGGUACUUUCUGAACAUAAGGGUGCAAGCGAGCCAAGUACGACUGAGUCUCCAGUGCUUGUACCUUCACCUGACUCACCAGAGUUGCGCAGGUCUCCACUAGAGAACAAUUUCGUUAUCAACAUUCGAUUAAGCGAAGCAGAGCGUAAACUCUUGGGACGAUUCCGUUAUCUCUAUAUGGCAGCAGCACAGAGGCUAAGCGACGUACCCCCGUGUCCUGAGGGACUUCGGCCUUUCCCGACGCAAUCAGUACGACUUCGUUUAGAUGCCACCCCGGAAAGUACAGAACGAAAACGACUGCUUCAAUUGCUCUGUGCGGGUGCAUGUACUCAGGCACUACUUUUAGCAUCGCCGACGCCACUCGACGAGUUACCAUCUAGGCGUCCUUCGUGGGCGUUUCUACCUGCAAACCUUCCGUACUCGUUCCUUGAACAAUUAGCUGAAUAUGUGCGAGGUCGCGAUAUGAUUGUCGUAUUUCCUUCUUCGAGUGUCAUCGAACGUUUCCAUCUCUCUGAAGAGUUACGUGCUCGUGGAGUUGUAUGCAAAUUUUUUAGUGAACCUCCUUCAUGGCACACCCUCAACGAGAAUGGUGUACUUUUGGUACCUUCUAUAAGACCUCCGGCUGGGCAUAAGCAACGCGCCUAUGAUGGGGUACUUCUGCCUCCCGGAGUUGAACAGUGGACGGAAAUCACCUGUGGAUCGUUUCGUAUUGAGCCUGACCUUCCGUCGAAGUACCUGCCGUCAGUUUGUCGCAAUGCGUUUGUGAAUGAGCAUCUAGAAACACUGAUUGCAAGGAUGGAAACUGUAUCCGACCAUAACGGCCUUCCGGUGAUGCUGACAUCAUGCCCUGGACGUUCCUUGCAUGAUGUGGAUUUAUGUUCAGCUCAGUGGGCUUUAAUCAUCGAACCGAGUCUAGAGCUUGGUAGAGCCAGAUGUCGCGUAGCGGUCAAAAAGGCUUUUAUUGGCCUUUGCGAGCGUUUAGUCCAUGUGGCAGAGACCAGCUCAUACAAACGACUUACUAUCGUUGUACUGGUACCCAAAUUGUGUCCUGCUAUCAAUCAUAUCGCUUGCUUCGUGAGAAAAAAAGUCGGUGAUCGCUGCGCUAUUAAGGUGGUGCUUGCCGAAACAAAGCCUCUGGAGCAACAACUUAUCGAAUUGAUCGAAGAAAGCGGUGACGAUUUUGCCGAUUACGUCGCCCACGUUCGACGCAACAACGAACCAAGUGCCUGCCCGUAAAGCUGUCAAAUUCUGCCUUAAUCUGUUUUGGAUGCAACUUACAUGCGAAAUGUAGCGGACAGGAGCUGCUUGUAUCGUGUCUUGUCCUGUGUGACACACCAUCUGUGCGCCAUGUCGACAUGACCCGCGUUUGUGCGCUUAUAUUGACACAAGCGUUUUUCGCUUCUUCGUUCCAAAAACUCCUUUGUCAUAUAUUUAUGGCUAACAAUGUCGUUCUGUCUGUUCAGUAGAGAGGUCGAUUCAAUGGAUUCGGCUGGAUCGACCUUGGCCAGAAACCGAGGAACUCCAUCCAUAUAUGUUUACGAGAGGCCGGACAUGGCCGACCUACCCUAACAAAGGCUCGGGAGUAGGGCCGAUGUAUCAGUCAAAAUUUUGACAACGCCGACCCGAAAU